AUUACUGAUGAGGAUGUUGUGGCAGCUUUAACAUUCGUUCUCCCACCAUUGAUUACGGUUGGCGAUGGCCGGGCGACCGCUUCACGUAUAUGUUCUUUGGAUCUUAACCGCCGUCAACAUUGGUAUAGUGCUAUGGAGGAGUCGGCGAUUCUUGUAUUCAGAUAGAUGGGGGUCGUCUGUUACAUUGGCGGUGACUUUCCUCUUUAUUACCCCCUCGCUGGCCCCCCUCUCGAUGUAAACCCUGUCGCCUUGACAUUCCGUGAAUCCGUUCGUUUUGACUACAACAAAACCGACCAAGUGGCGUUUGAUGAGUGGUACUCCAUUCUCAAAGCCAUGAACUUUGGUCGCGUUCGAUUAGGACCAGAGAACCGCGUUUUUGCUCCCGUCCACUACCACGAAAUGCAUUGUGUUCGGAUUCUGCAUAUCGCGCUGUUGAACCCAGCGCACGAGGGGAUGCCAAAACAUGUGAAACAUUGCUUAAAUUACCUUCGACAGUGGCUGCUGUGCGAGGCGACGGAUGCAGUAGAGAGGGGAGACUUCUUAGAGAAAGAUUAUGAAUCGGAUGCAGACAGAGUUGGUGAUACCCGAAUUUGCCAGGACUGGGGGAGAGUAUAUGCGGACAUGGAUAGGAACCACGAGAGGUGGCUCGAGUUCAAAAAAGCGUGGACUUGAACGGCAGAUAGGAUAGGAUACAAAUAGUAGCCGGUUGCCGUGAGGCU
This is a messenger RNA of Desarmillaria tabescens, 719 nucleotides long. RefSeq lists its product as uncharacterized. The record is from RefSeq and is a predicted model, not a curated record. Gene Ontology annotation, biological process: mycotoxin biosynthetic process. The transcript is spliced from 2 exons. The coding region runs from base 166 to 672 and encodes 168 amino acids. NCBI's taxonomy places the organism in Eukaryota, Fungi, Basidiomycota, Agaricomycetes, Agaricales, Physalacriaceae.